Molecule: messenger RNA, 1230 nt
Organism: Lachancea sp. 'fantastica'
Lineage: Eukaryota; Fungi; Ascomycota; Saccharomycetes; Saccharomycetales; Saccharomycetaceae
Source: the annotation of a GenBank genome assembly
AUGUCAUAUGUUGAACAACAACCGUUGUUGGCCAAGUCGGGACGAGAUGUCAGUCAACGAAACGAUGCUCAAAAGUCUCAAGGACCUACAACUCGCGAUAAUACAGGUGGAAGCUCUAAAGGAGCACGCGUGGGAGCUCAGAGAACAUCAAGAACAGCACAGAAGCUUAAGCUUUUACCUGAAGAGCCCUUCAACAGUCCGAAAGAUGAGUAUUUGGACGCUACAGAUCGAGAUGUCUAUUCUCAGGUUAAUAGGAUCACAGAUACACCGGCCCGACGAGAUGCAGAAAAGCUCGGAAAAGGUCAAAGACAUUUGCUCCCAAGGGUGAGCGGAUACUGCACGGCAAGUUCUUAUAAUAUGAGGGAGGUCAUACGAUGGCUCAAAGACUGCAAAAAACUGCACCACACACAUCCAAAACUUUUUGAUGAGUGCCUAUUUACUCCUUUCAUUUACACAGACUGGAGAGGAGACAAGAGGUUUGCAGAUGAAGAUGUCAUACGGCUCGAUGACCAGGGCGGAGAAAUCAACGUAAGCGACAAACAGCCGGAUCUGUUUAUUUUUGAGUAUGGCGUUAUAGUGAUGUGGGGGUUCACAGAGCGAGAAGAGAAAGCGUUUUUAAAUGACAUCGAAAAGUUCGAAAAGGAAAAACUAGCAGAGGAGGAUGUGCAAGUCGAGGAGUUCAACUACUAUAUCACUCAGAGUUACCAGCCGCGAAUCUACAAUGAUUUUAUUACGCUAAGAGACGGUUCAAACUAUAUGAUCAAAUUAUCCAUCUCUCACGCAAUUGCACAGAGCGUGAAAAUAUCGCUAUUCGAGGAACUGGUCGAUAACACAAUAGAGGAUACCCAAGACAUACCGCAGCAAAUAGCGUCUAGCGGUAAGGUGUCGAUGAGCAAAGAAGACAUCAUGAAAAGUAUCGGGGAGCUAUUCAUUCUUCGCAUAAACAUCAACUUACAUGGAUCGGUACUUGACUCCCCAGAAAUAAUGUGGUCUGAACCUCAGCUGGAGCCUAUCUACCAUGCCACAAGAGGAUACUUGGAGAUCAAUCAGCGGGUGGCACUUUUGAAUCAAAGGCUGGAAGUAAUCUCAGAUUUGCUGCAAAUGCUUAAAGAGCAGCUGGGACAUUCACAUGAAGAAUAUUUGGAAUUCAUCAUCAUUGUAUUAGUCGGCGUUGAAGUCCUGGUAUCACUCAUAAAUAUAGUUGUGGACCUCUUUUCCGAAGCCAAAUGA